AUAAAUAGAAAUUAAAAAAAAGAUUAUUUAACUCUUCACUAUAAAAAGCUUACUGUUUAAAUCAUUAAGUUAAAAAAAAAUGUCUGGCAAAAAUCGGAAGCCUUUUAAACGUUCACCCAAAUGCUCAAGAUGUCGUAACCACGGUAUAAAGAAUGCGUUAAAAGGACACAAGCAAACUUGUCUUUUCAAAGAAUGCGUUUGCAUGAAGUGCUUGAUUAGCGCCGAUACUCAAAAAAAUACCGCUGAUCGAAUUGCACUUUAUCGACAACUUGUUCGAGCUGAGAAAAUGAGGAAAACGGAGUUUCAUUCAUCGAACUCCGCCAAUUUCAAAAAAGAAUCGACUGAAUCCAUAUCAAAUUCAAAUAACGACAACAGUUUAACAGCUAAGUAUAGUGAUGUUUAUAUAGAUUUGAACGAUUCAAAAAAGUUUCAAUUCAACGUAAUUAAAACUGAAAAAAUGGCUUUUCCUUUUAAUACUUCUAAUAUAAAUAGCCAAUCGCACGUUAAUCGAGAUUACAACGAACAUUUUUAUAAAGGAUCUUUCAACCAAACUUCUUGCAAUGGAAGCUUAACUAACUUAUUUAUAGAAAAAUCUGAAAAUUAUAAUUCAUUUCAAAUACUCCAAUUUAGUGAUAAGUACAAUUGUCCACUGAAGAUAUUAAAACAUGGUGUAUGUUGUUCUGAACUUUACUGUCCUGUUCGUUCAUACUACGCACUUAAAAGAAAUUUUUCAAUAAAAAAUAAAUUUGAAGAUGUCUGAAAUUUUUAUUCAGUAAAUUGUUUUACACAUAAAAAUUCUACUCGUAUUUUAGCGUUUUUUCAAAAAGCUACACACUUUGAAGAUAAGCAUAUAUUUAUUCAUGUAUAUAUAUUUAUAUGAUAUAUAUGUGGAAAGUAUAAUGAUUUUAUGAAAUAAUUCAGAUGAAAAAUUUAUAAAAUAUGCAUUUUUUUCCAAUGUAAAUGGGGUAUAAACAAUGGAAAAGAUAUUUAAUAGGGAACUGGAGUCGUUAAUGUUUAACA
This is a messenger RNA of Hydra vulgaris (swiftwater hydra), 1020 nucleotides long. NCBI's taxonomy places the organism in Eukaryota, Metazoa, Cnidaria, Hydrozoa, Anthoathecata, Hydridae. The record is from RefSeq and is a predicted model, not a curated record.